UGAAAUAAUUGGAGCUGAUUUGAAAAUAAGCUAAAAAGAACGGUCCCUUAAUCAUGUAAAUUUACUUUACUUCUCCUAUUUAACCCAGAAAAGACAACUUCACCCCACCUAAACAUAACUCGUACAAGCAGGCUGAUGAACUUAAAUUUUGCUAGAGUUUUACCCAAAUAAAAAUAGGUCUGGCCCAAUAUCCUCCUAAUCAUCGUCUUCGUCUUCUUCAUCUUUAAACCCUAAAAACCUCUGCACUCUGCAAAUUACACCAAAUUCCGCCAUUGAUAAACUCUCAACCUCAGCUAAAACCAGGGCCAAAAAAUGCAGCUCUUCGACCUAAACAUUCCAUAUUCAGAAUCAAAUAAACAAACUCGCUUGAAAUUAGUUGUCAAAGCAAUGGAGUUAGGUUAUUCUGGAAUCGCUUUCAAUCGUACAAUUAAAGGUGUAAUGUCGGAAUCCGAUCGUUGUACAAUUUCUCCAUUUCCUCUUUUCUCUCCUCAACUGUUUCCUUUCAUCGUCGUCUCCUCGGAGUUCCCGAAAAGUCUGCGUUUCGUCAGUACACUCGUUUGACAAUGUCGGUUGAAACAUCUGCUCAAGCUUCUGCUUUGAAUUCGGGUAAUCCGAUUCUCAAGACUUAUGAUUUGAUCGCUGUUAGACCUUUGAAUCAGAAUUCUUUUGAUAUUGCUUGUCAAUCAUCUCAGGUUGAUUUGAUUACGAUUGAUUUUGCUGAGAAAUUGCCGUUUCGACUGAAACUACCUAUGGUUAUAGCUGCUAUCGCGCGAGGGGUUUACUUUGAGAUUAUGUACUCAAGUCUUAUGCAAGAUGUUCAACUGAGGAGGCAAUUGAUUUCCAAUGCCAAGUUAUUGGUGGAGUGGACUCAAGGCAAGAACUUAAUUGUAUCCAGUGCUGCUCCUUCAGUUCUUGAGCUUAGAGGUCCAAAUGAUGUGACUAAUCUAUUAUCGUUGCUUGGGCUUUCAAAUGAGUGUGCGAAAGCGACUAUAUCUAAGAAUUGCAGGACAAAGCAGUUUUACAAAGAGGCAAUGAGAGUUGAUUUGAUGCAACCUGGAGUGCAAACUGGUCCUAAAGAGCCUUGGAUUGUUGAUCAUAUUGAUUGGGAUCCUAUUUCUAGUGGCGAAGGUGAUUUGUUUUUAGAUGAUAUGGAAAAGGCAAUUGCCGAGUCUGGAAAAACUUCCAAAACCAUUAAAGGCAUUGAUUCUUCUUCUAUUGAUGUUCAUAUGUCAUCACAUGAUUUAAAAUUAAACGAUACAAGUUUUAGAGAAGAGGGUAAACAAUGUAUGUCCAGUAACUUUACAGAAUUUAAGUCAACUUCCAAGGAUCUCGAGGUGUUAAAAAAGAUUGAGAAAUUGCAAAGUGAGCCUACUUCUAUGUGCAGCAUGGAUCAACAGGGCAAUGCUGCUGAAAACAAUAAUCAAGCAGUUCUGCUUGAAUCUCUGCUGGCUUGCAAUAAUGAUGAGGAUGACAGUAUUUAUUCUGCAAUAGCUCUACAAGAGUUGAAGAGCUCUGAUGCACUUGAAACCACCACCUCUCCAUUUCUACAUAAAUUAGCGCCGCAGGAUCAUGUUAAUAAUGCAGAAAAUGUAUUGAGUGAUAGUUUGAAGGAAAUAACUUCAAAAGAUGAUGGUUUGGAUGUGGGCUGUAUUGCUGGUUCAAGGAAGGAGGCCUUGGUGAAAUCUGAGGGUCUUAAUUGCAAUGGUUUACAGACUGAUAAAUUGAAGUUAGCUUCUGAUGUGUUGAACAGUACAGAUGCUGAGAUCUCAACUGAGAUGUUAUCCUUUGAUCAGUCAUAUAUAUCAUACAUUUCUAAUUCAUCUUUAGAUGGAAAACCUCUGGAACCACAAGAAGAUUCAGUAGCUGAUAAAAACUCGACUUUACCUGCUAGAAAUGUCAUGGAUUUGGACUCAUUUAGUGAGAGAAACAGUAGUGAUUAUUUACUACAUUGUGAUCAGCAACCACUGGAUGAGGUGGAAGAAAUUGAGGAGCAUAAGGGAGAUCACACUGAAGUCAAAACUGAUUCUAAAGAGUUUAUAGUUGCCGAUACCAUGCUACCAUUGGAUCCUCACCAACAUGAAAAAAAUGGAAAUGAUCUUUUAGUUGCAAAAUCUAUGUUUUCAGAUGACAUGAUGAAAUGUAGAAAACACGUUCAAGAGGUUGGUGAAGCUGAUCAUCAAUAUUUGGGCAAAAAUAAAUUAGGUAAUCAUAAGGUGAAGCGACGGGAUACAGGCAAAGCUAUUAGGUUUCCUUUUAAGCGGUUAUUUCAAGUUCAAUUUAAGAAAAGAAAUUCUUUCCUCAAGACCAGGAAGAGGUCAGUAUAGGGAGAAAUUUUGAAGUUUUUCUGGGGCUGUGUUGGCUGUUGUACAUGUCAGGCAGUAUAUACAAAUUUAUGAGCUUUGUUAUUACCGGCCUUUUGUCUACAUCAUGUAUUCAUGUACUUGUGCAACAUAAAUUCUGUAGAAGAGAUUUUCUUAUCAUGAGCUCAUAUUUUCAUAGUUGGACAAUUGCAUUACUUCUCAUUAUCUGACCUACGUUAUAUUUGAGACUUAAGGUUGUACAAAUAACUUCACCUAUUUUCUUAAAUAAGAUGUUCAAACCUUCUCAAACCUGUAUUAUCUUUUGGUCCUUCACAGGUCCAUGUAGCCAUAUGGUUGUGAGUCCAUGAGCCAUAAUGAAAGUUCAGCUUGAUUUGUUUGGGAGUUUGGGGGGGCCCCAAUAAGAGUUAACUUAAACCUUUGUUCACGAUUACUUGUCUGAAUAAGACUAAAGGAUUAGAAAUUAGUCCAAUGUGAGAAAACUUGAUAAUAAAACAGAAAACUGCAGGAUUGGGAAGUAAAAAAGUUCUUUACUUAAAUUAAGACUAUGAAGUCCUUCCUUUGAUCCCUACUUUUUUGAGUUGAGGGACAGCUGACUAUAUAUCCUUGCAUUUCCUUAGCUGAAAUGAUGGUCUUACUUGCUUUUUUGGUACGUUUAUUUUUUUAAUAUCCUAUAACAUUACUGUAAUUUCCUACUCUAUCAUUAGAAAUUGGGUAUUAACUGACUAAUGCAAAUGAUUAAGGGCUUUUUUUAUUUUCUUUGUUUUUUGUAAGUUCGGGAAAAAUGAAGGAUAUUUACUAUUUAGGAAACCACAGGAAAAUUAAUCCUGGGAAGUUUAUUGAAGUUAACCCUUCUACAUUUUCCAAAAAUUUAUGGAAAUUGCCACUGUUACUUACAAUAUUUACAUAUAAAUGUUUAAUUUUCUAGAACUCUUGAGCGUAGCUUCCAUUUUAUUAGAGUACUUCAUAUAUAACUACAUCCAAGCAAUCAUCUUUUGUAUUGUAACUGUGCCAAGACACCAUAGUUUGGAUCUUGCUUAUUAGAUAUAGUCUUUAAGAUGCAUUCUAAGGCUGCUGGAGUAGGCAUAUUAGUAUCAAAUAAAUAUUUUGGAGAGAGAAUACCUUACAAUGUUACAGGUUCUCACUAUGAAGCUGAAGCUAUGUGUGAAAUAAGCGCAACUUUAUUUAUUUAUUUCUAAAUUUUUUUCAUUUUUUUGUUUAGUGUGCCUCACGGCCCUCACUUCAGUAAGGUGCACUGGCCUAAAUUUGCUUCUUGAAAUCAUCAUCCACACCAAUUAUUAUUAUUAUUAUUAUUUUAUAACAUUAUAUGUAAAAAAGGCUAUUUAAAAAUCUUCAUUUUUAUCCGAUAAAAGAUCAUUGGGAUUUUUAAUUUUACAUUAAGAAAAGAAUUAAAUAACAGGGACCUGUAAAAGAAGCAUGUACUCAAGAAAAAUCUCCUGCUUAGACUAACAAUCUUGACCUUUAGUUUUUUCUCUCCUUAACAAAUUAUCUUGACCCAUUUCUUCUAGAGGAAAAAAUUUGAGUGGACUUGAAUGGGUAAGUGGCUUUGUUAAUUCCAAUACUAGAGUCUGGUAACGUGUGAGAGGAUAGCUACUUUAAAUUGAGUUUGAAAAUUUCCACCGACAUACUCUUUAUUUAUUUAAUGGUGGCUCUUGAAUAAGAUAUCUUGGGAGGGUGUUCCUAACUCUUGCUUAUUUCUUACCUCAAUUUGGAGUGGUGAAUAGGAAAACCACAUGUCAAGUUCCUUGAAUUUUUGCACACAUAAUUCUUAUUUGAUCUCCUGUGUUUACCCCUCCGAAUGAGAUGAUUGAGUGUAAGAGAUAGGGUAAGUGAUAUGGGAGGGAGUGGUUUAUGGAGGGUGGACCUAUAAAAAGAGAUGGAAGAAAAAUAUUUCUUUGGAGAAGUAACAAGGUAUUGCUUGAUGAGGAGGCGUAUAAACCAUUUGCUGUGACACUAUUUGGCUUACUCUAGCAUGAUCAUUUUAUUUUGCCUGCUACUGAUUUGUCCAUGACCUGUGAUUAACAUACUUUUGUUGAAUCAUUUUAUGUAUCGACUCUUCUAGGUGGACUAGGUCAUAGAAAAUAAGCAUGGUCAUGUAGUCACAUGUACAAUAUCUCAUGAUUUUAAUUAAUUAUUCAUUUUUAUUUUUGUAGACACCAGAGAAAAUCUCACAAGUGAUGUGUCACCUUAUUUAGUAUAUGAAAUUUAACGAGAACCCUCUGUACUGGUGAUUUUGAUUGUAUUGUCUGCUUUAUUGCUCUUGCAGUAUUGUUCUUUAAUGGAUGUCUCAUUGUGAUUUCAAAACACUUGUCACAGAAAAUAAUAUUGUCGAAUGGAGUUAUAAUCCGCUGCACAGUGGUCUUUACAUUAUAAAACAGCCUUUCUUGAUUUUUAUGAUUCAAGUGGAAAUUCCGUAAUUAGGUGUUUGGUUAUUUGUUGUAUGACCAAAAUAAACAAGAAGAUGGGAUGAAAAUUUAUAUAUGCUUAUUGUGGAUUCCAUUGAUAAUAUUUGCAGGUCAAGAUUCACUGUCAGGUAUGCUCUAUUCUUCUAAAUGACCUCAGUGCAUCCACCAUAGUAUUACAUGCUCAUCCACCCCCCAGAAAAGCUCUUUAGGAAUUUGUGAAUCGGGUUAUAGUAUGCUGGUGUACUUGUUGAAUAUUUGAAAUUAUAUUAUAUAGCCAAUUAUGUUCCCAUACCCAUUCAUGUGCUUGCACAAUAGAACAUACCGUAUUCCAAUACACUGGUCCAUCCAAUGAAAUUAUUGCUGAAAUAUUUUGUUUCUGCUGUGUAAGACUCUGAAUUCUUCAUGGCUAAGCAAUUGGGGACUAUUACUUGUUUCACUGGAGGAGAUGGGGUAGUGGAUUAGUCAAUUCUAUUUAUAAUGUUAUGUUAUAGCGGCUAUUACAAAAAUUCAUCUAGUCUGAUACUUUGCAUUUUGCUUGGAAGGCAUCUUAUGAUGGAGACUCGUCUUUCAGUAAAUAGACCCAUAAACCUGAUUAUUUAAGGUUUAUAGCCUUUUUUUGUCAUUACUUAAUCCACUUGUAUAUACAAAAGUACCAUGCCUUCCUAUGCCUUUAAUCUUAAUGAUUGUGUUCUCUAGAUUAAAGGAUUCCUAGAAUAUACUUGAGGAACAUUCCUUUUUUACCCAGCUGCUUCCUUGUCUUUAGCAUUUAGACCUCACUGUCAGAUUGUAUGUGUUGCUGCUCAAUUCAAUUGUGAAGGUGGAUCAUUCUUGUUUUUGCUACUUCGUAUUAUUUUAAUAAAAAUAUUUUCUUUUGUUUUUCACUGUUUGGUGUUGGAGAUGAGAAGCUAACAAUAUAAUUGCCUUUGUAUACCUUCUUUCCAACCAGAAGUGGAUUUUCUUGCAGGGAAUAAAUGCAUAGGGAUACGGCAUCAGGUCUUGCUACCUGAGCUAGAGAAACCUUACAAAGUUCCUGCCUUGCACUAGCUUAUAAAUAAACAAGCUUAAAGGAAGCUGGUACUGAGUAAAUCUUUGCUGAAAUUGGGGUCAGGUAGGUUGCGGCUCCAUGUCGAUCUAAGAAGUAAGCAUUAUGUCGGACUGUAGCGACAUGCCUUAGUCAUACCUUCAAUGAUAAUGCUCGUACUUUCAUUUGCUAAUGGACUUCCAACCGGGUGGUGGUGGCGUAAGGUUUGGAGUCCCUGUCACAAGAAUGAACAACCAUGUUAACUAGAAGGAAUCUGGUUUUAAAAGUCAUGAAGUCCAACGGGAGAUGAAACAUGCUGGUAAAACCCGUUUUUAUGGAGUGAGUGGCUACUAAGGCUUCGCUGCAUCAAAGAAGCAGAAGUAUUUGGUGGGUGACUACUGGUACAACUUAGAGGUGAAUUUGGUGAGCCUAUAUAACUACUGCUGGUACACCCGCUCCCUGUACUUGUAUUCCCAUUGGCGUUUGCUAGCAUGAAAGCUUCAUUAAUAGAAUCAAAAUCGCCAGCAAGAGACUGGACUAACAUUGGCGAUAAAUUAGAGGGGUAAUUUUGGUUAAUGAAAUCAGUGGAAUGAUCAACAAAAGAGCCGUUAUUAUGACAA
This is a messenger RNA of Chenopodium quinoa (quinoa), 6385 nucleotides long. RefSeq lists its product as uncharacterized. Gene Ontology annotation, biological process: tRNA processing. Bases 564 to 2324 code for a protein of 586 amino acids. The transcript has 9 exons. Gene Ontology annotation, cellular component: nucleolar ribonuclease P complex. Lineage: Eukaryota; Viridiplantae; Streptophyta; Magnoliopsida; Caryophyllales; Amaranthaceae. The record is from RefSeq and is a predicted model, not a curated record. Gene Ontology annotation, molecular function: RNA binding.